Messenger RNA from Sinocyclocheilus grahami, 1657 nucleotides. RefSeq names its product tRNA (adenine(58)-N(1))-methyltransferase catalytic subunit TRMT61A-like. Gene Ontology annotation, cellular component: nucleus; tRNA (m1A) methyltransferase complex. Gene Ontology annotation, biological process: tRNA methylation. NCBI's taxonomy places the organism in Eukaryota, Metazoa, Chordata, Actinopteri, Cypriniformes, Cyprinidae. The coding region runs from base 228 to 1145 and encodes 305 amino acids. Gene Ontology annotation, molecular function: tRNA (adenine(58)-N1)-methyltransferase activity. The transcript has 5 exons. The record is from RefSeq and is a predicted model, not a curated record.
AAAGCGCCGCUCUGUACGUAACGUUACAUGCGGUUUAUCAAGCUAACUAGCCACACACACGUGCUGUACGGACUUUCUGCUCCUUCCCAAACAUAAAACUACAGUCUGGCCAAAGGAACGGAAUUGUGAAAUUAUCAGGAUUUAAAGAGACGGACGACUUUGAUUUGACCUUCUAAAGUAAGAGUGUAGGCUGCACUCUUCAUUGAAGCUGAACCCCGCUGAACCUCAUGAGUUUUGUGGAAUACUCCGAGAUCGUCCAAGAAGGGGAUGUCGUCAUUAUCUUCCUGGGUCAUGAGUCCAUGAUGCCUAUCAAAGUUCAGUCAGGAGCUCAGACGCAGACCCGCUAUGGGGUCAUCCGGCACUCCAGCGACCUGAUUGGACAGCGGUUUGGUUCCAAAGUGACCUGCAGUAAGGGUGGUUGGGUUUACGUGCUGCACCCCACACCAGAGCUGUGGACUGUCAACCUUCCCCACCGAACACAGAUCCUCUACACCACAGACAUUGCCAACAUCACACUGUUGCUGGAGCUCAAACCGGGCUCUGUCGUCUGCGAGUCAGGUACAGGCAGCGGCUCUCUGUCUCACUCUAUUCUGCGGACCAUUGCUCCAACCGGCCACCUGCACACAGUGGAGUUCCACGCUCAGCGAGCCGAAAAGGCCGUCCAGGAGUUCAAGGAGCACAAGGUGUCUCACCUGGUUACUGUUAGAAACCAGGAUGUGUGCAAGGAUGGCUUUGGCAUCACAGGAAUAGCUGAUGCGGUUUUUUUAGACAUCCCCUCUCCGUGGGAGGCAAUCACACAUGCCAAGAGUGCCAUGAAACGCAAAGGAGGUCGUCUCUGUUCCUUCUCGCCGUGUAUAGAGCAGGUCCAGAGGACUUGUGAGGCAUUAUUGGACCAUGGCUUUGAGGAGAUCUGCACAUUGGAGGUUCUGCUCCGUGUGCAUGACGUUCGUACUGUCACUCUGCUCUUACCAGACUUCGGACCGGAGCAGGACUCUGCCGACAGCAGCCAGGUGGCUUCAGAUCUUAGUCAAGAUGAAGUCCCAAACACUGGGAACACCUCUGUGAUCUGCAGGACUGCCACACCUCCCAGAGAAAUGGCAGGACACACAGGAUACCUCACCUUUGCUACCAAACCACGCAACUAGAAGCAUAACUGAAGCUGAUGGAGACUGUUGUAGAGUUUGAGUAUAAAUGCAAACUCUCUAAAUAUCUUGAAUGCAAGGACGUCACCUGUACACACCCUUUGUAUGGUCUAUUUUUAUUUUUUUUUAGCUUUAUUUAGAUAAAAGAAUGGUUAACAGCUAGAUGGGCUUUUACAUUAAUGUAACAGUUCAUGCUAUUAAAAACUCAGUACAGGUUGAUGCUCCUUUUUAUUUGUUUGCUGCUUUUUUUUUUUUUAGUAGAUUGUUUUACUACAAUAAAUUAUAUUGGAAUGGGAAAAAAAACAUCUUCAUAGUUUCUUUCUCUUGUGCUGUUUACAUGGCAACUUUGUAUGACUGUCUGCUGCUGAAUGCAACUAGUACACAGAUAUCUGACCUCUCAGAGAACACAAGAUAGAGUGACUUGGAAAUUUAUGCUCCCCAUGACGUGCUUUAUUUUAGAGCAGAAUGUCAGUCAACAUUAUGAAAGCUUUUAUUGUGGGGUUUCCAUUUGUGUU